AUGCAUGGAGAGUUCUGUAAGAUUCUCCAGCUGGUCCAGAGGAACACUCAACCAAUGCAUGGAGAGUUCUGUUCUCCUACAUGUCCAGAGGAACACUACAACCAAUGCACGGAGAGUUCUGUAAGAUUCUCCUACAUGUCCAGAGGAACACUACAACCAAUGCAUGGAGAGUUCUGUAAGAUUCUCCUACAUGUCCAGAGGAACACUACAACCAAUGCAUGGAGAGUUCUAGGAACACUACAACCAAUGCAUGGAGAGUUCUGUAAGAUUCUCCUGGUCCAGAGGAACACUCAACCAAUGCAUGGAGAGUUCUGUAAGAUUCUCCUACAUGUCCAGAGGAACACUACAACCAAUGCAUGGAGAGUUCUAGAACACUACAACCAAUGCAUGGAGAGUUCUGUAAGAUUCUCCUACAUGUCCAGAGGAACACUACAACCAAUGCAUGGAGAGUUCUGUAAGAUUCUCCUGGGUCCAGAGGAACACUACAACCAAUGCAUGGAGAGUUCUCAGUGUAUAGACAAUCCUCUGCAUAGCUUUGUGUUCUAUCAGAUACUGUUGGAGGUGAUACUUUCUUGUUUCUGCAGCAGUUUGAGUAAUAAUUAUCUUUAUAGUAUUUGGCCCAGGUGUCUCACCUCUCCUGGUCACCUCUCCUGGUCACCUCUCACCUCUCCUGGUCACCUCUCAUCUCUCCUGGUCACCUCUCACCUCUCCUGGUCACCUCUCCUGGUCAGCUCUCCUGUUCACCUCUCACCUCUCCUGGUCACCCUCUCACCUCUCCUGGUCACCUCUCACCUCUCUGGUCACUUCUCACCUCUCCUGGUCACCUCUCACCCUCCUGGUCACCUCUCCUGGUCAGCUCUCCUGGUCAGCUCUCACCUCUCCUGGUCACCUCUCACCUCUCCUGGUCACCUCUCCUGGUCACCUCUCACCUCUCCUGGUCACCUCUCACCUCUCCUGGUCACCUCUCAUCUCUCCUGGUCACCUCUCCUGGUCACCUCUCCUGGUCACCUCUCCUGGUCACCUCUCCUGGUCAACUCUCACCUCUCCUGGUCACCUCUCCUGGUCACCUCUCACCUCUCCUGGUCACCUCUCACCUCUCCUGGUCACCUCUCAUCUCUCCUGGUCACCUCUCCUGGUCACCUCUCCUGGUCAGCUCUCCUGGUCAGCUCUCACCUCUCUUGGUCACCUCUCCUGGUCAGCUCUCACCUCUCCUGGUCACCUCUCAACUCUCCUGGUCACCUCUCCUGGUCACCUCUCACCUCUCCUGGUCACCUCUCAUCUCUCCUGGUAACCUCUCACCUCUCCUGGUCACCUGUCACCUCUCCUGGUCACCUCCUGGUCACCUCUCCUGGUCACCUCUCACCUCUCCUGGUCACCUGUCACCUCUCCUGGUCACCUCUCACCUCUCCUGGUCACCUGUCACCUCUCCUGGUCACCUCUCCUGGUCACCCAUCUGUCACCCUCUCCUGGUCCUCUCCUGGUCACCUCUCCUGGUCACCUCCACCUCUCCUGGACACAUCAACCUCAGUGGAGACAGUAAAACAGUACGCGUCACCUAUCUAUCUGAUGCUGCUGUCGGCAAAAAGAGUAGGACUUCUUUGA
Molecule: messenger RNA, 1602 nt
Organism: Oncorhynchus nerka (sockeye salmon)
Lineage: Eukaryota; Metazoa; Chordata; Actinopteri; Salmoniformes; Salmonidae
Exons: 6
Coding region: 1-1602 (533 amino acids)
Source: RefSeq, a predicted model, not a curated record